GUUUCGUUUCUGCUGAGCCAUGACGGGAACUCCUAGCAAUGUUAUUGUUAAUCAUUUAGUUUUGUGAGCCAAGUGGAUGGGCUUCAGAUUUUCCAUGAUGGAUGAUCACUAGACUAAGAUCUCAUUUAUUUGGUAUCCUUGGUUUGUUACUGAGUCUGGCAUUUAUUUAUUUAUUUUGUCCGUGCCCACAGCAUGUGUAAGUUCCCAGGCCAGGAAUCAAACCCAUGCCACGGCAGUGACCUAAGCCACACAGUGACAACACUGGAUCCUUAACCACAAGGCCACCAGGGAAUUCCAGUUUUUAAAAAUAUACUUAUUGAACACAUAGUAUGUGCAAGGAACUAUUCUAUGCACUUUUUGGUAUUACCCAGUGUUCCUGAUAACAUUAUUCUUUUGAGUACUGAACACUUAAUUUUAACAGUCUUCUUCCCACACAUAGUACUUUCUUCUUGACUAGACAUGGACUGGAGAACAAUUAUAUUUUUUCAGUAUAGACUUAGAUGCUUGUAUUGAUUUCCUGGGGCUGCUGUAACAUAUUACCACAGAUUUGGUUGCUUAAAUAAGAGAAAUGUAUUCUCCCACAUUCUGGAGACCAGGAACACAAACUCCAUGUCACUGGACUGAUUGAUAUCAAGUGUCAGCAGGACUGUGCUCCCCCUGUAAGCUCCAGGGAGAAUCCAUUCUUUUUUCCUUCUGGCUUCUGUUGGCUGCCAACACUCCAUGGUUUGUGGCUGUGUCACCCCAAUGUUCAAGGCCAGCAUCUUCAAAUCGCUUUCUGCUCUAUCUUCACAUUGCCUUCUCCUCUUGAGUAUCUGUGUUUUUCUCUUCUGUCUUUUACAAGGUCACUUGUGUUGGCACUUAGGGCUCACUUAGCUAGUCCAGAAUAAUUUUUCUGUCUCAUGAUCCUUAGUUUAAUUUCAUCUGCAAGAUUCUCUUUUCCAAAUAAGGUAACAUUUACGAGUUUUAGGGAUUAGGACCUGUUGCUCAGUAGGGUCAGCAGUUUGGAAGAGUUGAUCUAGAGCAGGGAAGAGAGGAUAACUAGAACCUGCCAGCACCUUUGUUUCUUUUUCACUGCAUUCAACCCUGCGAAUCUUCUGAGAGCAGUGGCUCUUGCUUCACAUCUGCCUUCCACAUCUUGUGCAGAUUUUGUGUGUAGCGAUUCUCACCUGGCACCAUAUAGAGAAGGGGAUUUGGGGAAAUGUGUUUAACCAAGUUGAUACAGUGAUAAUAGAAGGAUCAUAAUUUCCCAAUGACAUUUUCCUAUUACACAUUAUGUCGUAGCAGUUUACAUCCUUAUACCAUUACUUAAAUUAUUUAAACAAUAUAUGUCUUCCAUACUAGAGGGUAAGCUUCAUGGAGAAAAAAGUUAUAUUUGUUUUAUUAAUCAUUGUGUAUCCAGUAGUUUCCGUCGUGGCUAACAAAUCCAACUAGGAACCAUGAGGUUGUGGGUUCGAUCCCUGGCCUUGCUCAGUGGGUUAAGGAUCUGGCAUUGCCGUGAGCUGUGGUGUGGGUUGCAGAUGCGGCUUAGAUCCCGUGUUGCUGUGGCUCUGGUGUAGGCCGGUGGCUACAGCUCCGAUUAGACCCCUAGCCUGGGAACCUCCAUAUGCCGCGGGAGCGGCUCAAGAAAAGGCAAAAAAAAAAAAAAAUCAUUGUAUAUCUCCUGCUCAUCACAUCAUGGUGCUUGACCAUAUUAAGUUCACAUUUAAAUAUUGGUAAAUUGUGUGAUAUCUUUAUUUUCUACUUCUGCCCCCAAUCUCCUGAGUAUUCAACCUUUGCUAAUGGUUAGUGCCUUUGGACCUAUCACGGAGAAGGAAUUUUUCCUCGAUCUUCCCCUUUCCCUCAUUCUUUUGGGUGGCCUAAGAAUUAAAUUGACAUGAGACCAACUGACAGGAGGAAAGUCACACAAAAGUUUAAUAACGUGUAUGUGAGAGACCCAGGAAAACUGAGUAACUCACUAAAAUGCCUGAAACCCUCACCUUAAAUUCCAUCUUCAACUGAAGACAAAAGAGGAUGUUGGGGUUAGUGGUUUGAGACUUCAAAGGGGAGGAAAGCAAUUGACUUGGAGAUGGAAAAGCAAAAAUUGGGUAGAUAAAUGUUUGCUGGGCCAUUCAGAGACAAUGGGACACAGCGGACUCUGACCUCUAGGCAGCACCUCAAGUUUCCCUCCACCACACAUAGCCCAUAUUCUUUGUCGAUAUCUCUGAUGAUAGUCUUGGAACAGGCUCUCUAUCUAAUUUUUUUUUUUUUAAGGUCAGGGGAAAGGUGAAAGUCUUUAGGGCCCUCACUGUUUCCAGCUUGAAAUAAUCCAUAUGCCAAAGAGAUAUUUGGGGGUGGCAAGUUUUGCUACCCUAUAGAUCCCGACUCGAUUUUACACUAGUUUUUGUUCUGUGUAGAAUACCUUUAACUUCAGUCUUCAGCUGUAAGAGGUGGGAAACGGCUGUAGAGGAAGCGAUAGAGCAGACCUGCACAGGGGAGAGGAAAUGGAGGGGUGAGAAAGGGUACAUUUUUGCUUUUGGCACCUGACAUGAGAAGGGACUCUUAGAGCUGUAUUUAUCAGGUCAGUAUGUUUCCGUGAUCAUUAACAUUAUGUAAAGAGUACAGUAACACUGAACGAUUUUUAAUCUAAAAAUUAAAAGGCAAAUAGGUUUUAUAUUUGUUAAGUUGGAGAAAUAUUUGAGUACUGUUGAUUUUAUCUGAAUUGUAGAAGUGGAAAUUCUGCAGUCUGUAAAAGAGCAAGUUAAAAAUUGACAGUACUCUUAACCUACAUACAGGUGAUAUUUUCUUAUGUAAACAGAUACCUGACACCUUGGGGAAGAAAAGGAAAGGGAGACAAUGAAAAGCUGUUUAACUUAGAAUGUAAAUAGGAACUGUAGAAUAUAAAGAGUGAGUUGUUAAGUGUUAUUGAGCGGGAUUUUGCUUUUCUUAAGCACUUAUAAGUGAACUUUUAAGUUCACUAAUUUAGUGGAGGUUAUUUCUCUCAUAGAAACAAAAUCGAUUGUAUCAACAGUGUAAAGUACCAUUAACUAAUAUUUCUAUUUUUUAUAAAAAAUAGGAGUUUUGAAUUUUCCACGGGAUUAUUAAAGGGACUUGAUAACAUGUUGCUGCUUUAACGGGAAGACUGUAUCUACUCCUCAGAUAGUUUGGAAAGGCAGUCUCUAAGUGUCAGUGUCAGAAGUAAAGCCAGUUUUGAUGGAUUUUAUUUGUCAUUAUUGAGCAUACAGUUAUAGGUUGCAGUUUGAAAGUUUUGGUAUCAUGGAAGAUGAUGGACCAAAAACUGCGACUGGGGUCAGCCUUUCUGCAAAUGAAGAUAAAACAAUGUCAGCCAACCUAAAAUACCUUUCCCUGGGAAUUUUGGUCUUUCAGACUACCAGUUUGGUUCUAACGAUGCGUUAUUCUAGAACUUUAAAAGAGGAAGGACCUCGUUAUCUGUCUUCCACAGCUGUGGUUGUUGCUGAACUUUUGAAAAUAAUGGCCUGCAUUUUAUUAGUCUACAAAGACAGCAAAUGUAGUCUAAGAGCACUGAAUCGAAUACUACAUGAUGAGAUUCUUAAUAAACCUAUGGAAACACUUAAACUUGCUAUUCCAUCAGGGAUCUAUACUCUUCAGAAUAAUUUACUCUAUGUGGCACUGUCAAAUUUAGAUGCAGCUACUUAUCAGGUCACAUAUCAGUUGAAAAUUCUUACGACAGCGUUAUUUUCUGUGUCGAUGCUUGGUAAAAAAUUAGGUCUGUACCAAUGGCUCUCCCUAGUAAUCUUGAUGACAGGAGUUGCUUUUGUACAGUGGCCUUCAGAUUCUCAAGAGCUCGAGAAGGAACUUUCAGCUGGCUCACAAUUUGUAGGCCUCAUGGCAGUUCUCACAGCGUGUUUUUCAAGUGGCUUUGCUGGGGUUUACUUUGAGAAAAUCUUAAAAGAAACCAAACAAUCAGUAUGGAUAAGAAAUAUUCAACUUGGUUUCUUUGGGAGUAUAUUUGGAUUAAUGGGUGUAUAUAUUUAUGAUGGAGAACUAGUAUCAAAGAAUGGAUUUUUUCAGGGAUAUAACCGCCUGACCUGGAUAGUAGUUGUUCUUCAGGCAUUGGGAGGCCUUGUAAUAGCUGCUGUUAUUAAAUAUGCGGAUAACAUUCUAAAAGGAUUUGCAACCUCUUUGUCCAUAAUAUUAUCAACACUGAUAUCUUAUUUUUGGCUACAAGAUUUUGUACCAACCAGUGUCUUUUUUCUUGGAGCCAUCCUUGUAAUAACAGCUACUUUCCUAUAUGGUUAUGAUCCCAAACCUGCAGGAAAUCCCACUAAAGCGUAGUGGUAAUACUUUCUUUAUCUGGUUUUUCACAAUGGUGCACUGGGAAUCUCAACAUUAAUCCUGCACAGAGGAUUCUAAGAAGAAGUCAUCGUGCUGAAUCUGAUUAUAUUGUUCAAAUGGCUUGAAAAUAUAAAAGUUUAAAGAUAAAAUAUAUGUAAUGAAACAAAAUGUCUGUUGCAUCUAGAAAUCAAAACUUGAAAGUAUUUCCAGGGAUUCGAAUUGGAAGAAACUUGAAAUCUGAGUUUAAAAAGAUUUUACCUUCUUGAUUGCUGCAGAAAAACAUCCUAUGCACUCUUUGCAAGAGCACACAAGUGUCAGACAUCAAUUUUGCAAAUUAGAAAUAUUUAAUCUUGUUAAAUGUUUUUACCUUACUCUUUCUGUACAGAUAGAUCAAAUAACAUGGAAUAUUCAGAGUUUGAAAAGUAUAAUUAUAAUUACCUAUAAAGCUGUGAAGAAGUAGAAGUAUGAUUUGGAAAACAUUUUCAUGUAUCUGAGAUUUUUAUAUUUAUACAGAAGAUUACUUAACAAAGGAUUGCUAUAUGUUGCAAAGUUCAAAUGCAUAAAAAUUGAUAAAGUAACAUUCUGGGUCUGAUUUGUCAGAGAAUAAACUUCGUAUUCAAAAGCAAAGAAAUAUACACAUCUUUUUCUCCAUCUACAUUUUAAGAUCUUUUAGUGCUUUAAAAUGCUAAAAGCAAUUUAGUUACUCCUGUGCUAGAUAGUAGCCAGUCACUUUCAUACUAAUGGAGUUUUGUCUUUAAACUCUUAAUUGUAUUUCUUUUCUGUAAAUCAGAUAAAUCCUUAAUAUUACUCUAAAUUAAAUUUUAUGUGUGUUAACUUCCAUUAAAGUUUAAAAGUGUAAUUUAAAGGGAUUAAAUACUCAUUUAAUAAUUUAAUAAUUAUUGUCUAAUGUCUCCAUUUGGAGAAUUUUGAACUAUCAAAGCAUAUACUGUAAACAACUAGAGCGUUUUUAGGUGAAUAUUUUACUCACUGAUCUGUAAAAACUUCCUUUAAUCUGCAACGGUUGACAAAACAACAACCAAAAAAAUAGUAGUACAUAUGUCAAUAAAUUGAGACCAAAAUGACUUUUCUUGAACACAUUCCAGAUUGCCAUGAUAUUACAUUAUUUUAAAUGGCGCUAUAACUAUAACUUGAAGGCUGCUCAGAAGAAUUUUCUAGGCCUCUCAUAAACCCGGUGUUCCUAGGAGUACUCUGAUUGCAUGACCAAGAGAGGCGGCCAAAUUUUGCAUUCCCUUUCAGUGGCCCUGCAAAAGCUGAAAGAGCCACAGCUUUGCUUUAAGCUAGUGUCUUAAAUGGGUUUCUUUGCCAUUUGAUUAGCACUGGAGUUGAAAUUACAAAUUAUGUGAGUUAUUUAAUAAGUUGGUUCAGGGAGAGAAUAUAUAGCAGAUGUGAUCAAAUGAAUUGGUGGGCACAAAAUACUUUUCUACAAUUGGAAUAUGGGUUUAAUUUAAUUAUUAACUAGAGACAGAAUUACCUACUGUGUAUAGGAACAAUUUUAUUUUUUUCAUUCAUAUAUUAUCUAUUUUUAAAAGUCUCCCGUCCUGAUAGUAUAAAAACUAUACAAAAUAUUUUUAUAGAAUUCUAAUGGAUUUUCUUAAAUAAAAUUUGGCCCAACAGUACUAUGUUAAAAACUGUUGGGGACUCUUGGCUAGUUAGGACUGGCUAUGUCACUUUGCUAAUGCAAACCUAGCCUCUGCAGGACUCAGGCCUAAUCUGUCCAUCCAGAGUUUUAAAAAAUGUUUAAAAUUACAAAAUAUUUUAAAUUAAUUUGCUGGUGAUUCCAAAAUAGCACCAAGUAAACUUUCUGGAACCCUGGCUUAUGAUUUUCAGUGGCCAUCUUUUAAAGUAUAAAGUAUUUAUUUAAUAACUUCACCAUAUUUUGAGGAUGGUGUUUUAGACUAUAAUGAUGUUCAGACUUACGUCUUAUUAUUUACUGCUAAGGGAAAUCUAAAUCCUGCAUAUAUGCACAGAAUUUUAUAUAUGUAUAUGUAUGUAUAUAUAUUUGGUCUUUUUAGGGCUGCACCCUCGGUAUAUGGAGGUUCCCAGGCUAGGGGUCUAAUGGGAGCUGUCGCUGCUGGCCUACACCACAGCCACAGCAACACCAGAUCCAAGCCGCGUCUGCAACCUACACAACAGCUCACGGCAAUGCUGGAUCCUUAACCCACUGAAUGAGGCCAGGGAUCGAGCCCACAACCUCAUGGUUCCUAGUCGGAUUCGUUUCCACUGCGCCAUGUCGGGAACUCCAUAUGCACAGAAUUUAAGACUAAAUACAAAAGAUUCAGUUUCAGCUCACACUGAAGUACUGGUUGGGUACUUACGUAUUAAUUUGGUGUGCAUUCAUAAUUGAUUAUUAAUUCAGAUUUUCUCUCUUUUAAGACUUCAAAAAAAAAGAUACAAGUAAAUUAUUAAAUAUCAGACAUAUUAGUUAUAGUAGUAAUAUAUUUUCAGGUGUCCAAAAUAACACAAUUUUCAACAUUCCCACAAAAGUUUAUAAAAUGUAAUCAAGAAUUCUGAGAAUGGGCAAAAUAGUCUAAGAUAUAUUUUCAAAGCAAAAUUAGACAGGCAUAAUUUAUAUUAUGCCUUCUGGAAGGUUAUUAAAGCUUUGUGUAGUUUAUAAUUUUUAAUUCAUAAAGAAGUUAACAUAUUUGAGAAGGCAGACCUGUAUUCUUGGUCAUGUUGUAUGUACAGAUAAUGCCAUUUUCUUCUGUGUUAUGUUGUGUUUUUAUGACCCACAGAAACCUUAUUGUAUCAGUCUUUUGUAAUGAUGCUUCCUUGAUUAUUUAAAUUCUUAAAGUUUAUAUGUGAUCUCUCCACUACUUUGUUCAUUAUAAAAAGGUACUAACUCAUGGGAGAAGAGAGCCAGUUAAUAGUUCUAUAAAAAUUAAGAAUAUGGUAUUUUGGAAGAAAAGUUUGAAAUGCAACAUGUAGAUAUUUUUCAACACAGCAGUGUUAUCAAUUCCUUAAUAAGUGAUUUUUAGAGAAGUUGUAGAUUACUUUCUCGGUGGAAAAUGUAGUGUAGAAGUGCAGAACUUAAAUGUUUACAUCAGUUUAUAUCGAAUGUCACAGUUUCAUAGAAGGAAAAGUGGUUUGAUAUUUAAACUAGAUUUUAAGGAGACAGUCUCCUUAAAAUCGAUUUUGGGCUCAGUAGAGUUAAAGUAAUACAGGCUAUUAAGAAUGGAUAUACUUUUCUUACAUAUCAAAUGAUUAGACUUAUAAAAUGUCACCGGAGUUUCAUUUUGUUUUUAAAGAGUUUAGCAUCACUCAUUUUAUUUACACUUUCAUUGUUGUUAAUAUUUAAUUACAUGUGAAUGUAUGCUCUAUAUAAGAAAAAGUUUAUCAAAUUAUUUAUGCUAUAUUGAAAGUCAUCUUAAUAAUCUCCCAGAUAUGUAGCAUAUUUAAAGUAAUUAUAGGACCAAAGGAAAAGCACCUUUAUCAAAAUCUGGUCCUGUGUGCCUUGCUUUACCAAAUACCUGACUUUCUGGAGAAUAGUACUGUAAUUCAUAACUUGGACACAUAGGUUAAAUUAGGAUAUUUUAAGAAUAACUAUAAUUCAAUUUUUUUGUUGUUUCAACAUUUGCUAUUUAAAUCCACUGACAAUUUUAAAAUAAGUAUAUUAUACAAGUAUUAGUGAACAGAAGCUAUUUAAAUAAAUUAUGACACCAUUGCUCUCUUGUUGAAAUUUGAAACUUUAACAAUUGUAUAUAUUAGUCAUUUUGCUUUUUUAUUUCUUAUAUAAUUUACUAUGAUGUUUUAACUAUUUUUUUAAUGACUUGGAUUCUAAAUUUGUCUACAUGUCUGUGUAUUUCAUUUGCUUAGGAAGAUUCUUUGGGGUUCGGGGCUGUGAUUUGUAUAUUUAAAAUUUUUAUGGACAUAAUUCAAAGGAAUGUAUAAAUUGGUCUUUUGUUAAAUGCCCUUUUAAUUGAUAAAUUUCUCAUUGUCA
Sus scrofa (pig) is the source of this 8251-nucleotide messenger RNA. It is a transcript of the gene SLC35A3, whose product is annotated as solute carrier family 35 member A3. Gene Ontology annotation, molecular function: pyrimidine nucleotide-sugar transmembrane transporter activity. Gene Ontology annotation, biological process: pyrimidine nucleotide-sugar transmembrane transport. The record is from RefSeq and is a predicted model, not a curated record. NCBI's taxonomy places the organism in Eukaryota, Metazoa, Chordata, Mammalia, Artiodactyla, Suidae. Gene Ontology annotation, cellular component: Golgi membrane.